This is a messenger RNA of Xyrichtys novacula (pearly razorfish), 578 nucleotides long. The record is from the annotation of a GenBank genome assembly. NCBI's taxonomy places the organism in Eukaryota, Metazoa, Chordata, Actinopteri, Labriformes, Labridae.
UGAAUUAAACACAACAUGAUGAUCAUCAUCUUCUACAUCGCCCUUAAUGUCAUAAUAAUUUCAGGUAAUGUAGUUUAAACAGCUUUAAAUGUGAAACUCAUGCCACAAAUUCCAGUAUUUUUAAGUACUUUUACUGAUGAUUGUACUCUCUGUAAUGUUUUUUCUCCACAGGUUCCUCUCUCAGCGACCAAGUCCAUCAGAUCCAGAGUGAUAUUUACGCCAAAUCUGGAGAAGCAGUUGAAAUACAGUGUGUACACAGCAUUGCCAACUAUGACCGAAUCAUGUGGUACCGACAAACAGAGGAUGGGCAGCUGCACUACCUGGGAUACAUGGUUUCAACCCUCGGAUAUCCAUCAUCCGGACUGCAGAUAAAAGGAAACGCAGCCGCAAACCAGACCUGCACAUUAAGAAUUGAUAAAGUCGCCUUGAACAGCAGUGCAGUGUACUUCUGCGCUGCAAGCUACCACAGCACCACAUUAUCACUGCUCAUCAGUACAAUAACCUCCUCCUCCUCUACAGAACAGCCCACAGCCUCCGACACCUGGACGUAUAUCUGUCAGAUCCUGGUGUGUUUAUAA